Leishmania mexicana MHOM/GT/2001/U1103 is the source of this 1308-nucleotide messenger RNA. RefSeq lists its product as hypothetical. The coding region runs from base 1 to 1308 and encodes 435 amino acids. NCBI's taxonomy places the organism in Eukaryota, Euglenozoa, Kinetoplastea, Trypanosomatida, Trypanosomatidae. The transcript has a single exon. The record is from RefSeq and is a predicted model, not a curated record.
AUGUGGCGUCGGUGCAGCACCGUGGCUGCCGUGCGGCUGCCGUGUGCCGCCAUCAGCGGCGGGGGCAACACCACGGCAGUCGCCGCAUCCUCUUCGCUUUCCUCGCCGCUCCUCACCUCUAGGCGGCACGCCGGCUUCGAUCUUCUCUCGCCGCUGUCGAAGCUCGGCCAGAGUCGAGAUCUGGCAGCGGACCUCAAGGCUGGCCGCCAGCGCAACAACCGCGAGAUCGUCGCCUCUUUCGAAAAGAUGCAAACAAUGGACGAGAUCCACUACCGCAAGACGCAGCGGCCCUGGGGGCUCGUGCCGCGCUACGCGAAGAAGCGUGUGACGGACCUGGUCGGCAUUCUCAGCUCCGAGGACCGGAUGGAGAUUGAGCAGGCGAUUGACAAGAUGCAGUCGCUGUGCAAGACGGACAUGUACGUGGUGCUCGUGCCGACAGUGGGCUACACCACCCCGAAGGCCUUCGCGAACUCCAUCUUUUUCGAUUGGGCCAUCGGAGAGCCCAAUGGAAAUGGCCUGCUGCUCGUGAUCGCGCAGCGGGAGGCGACGGUUCAGCUCAUCAGCGGCUUGUCCAUCGAGGAGUACUUUGACAACAACUUCCUCGCACCCGCCGUGCGUGAGGUUUUCCAGCCUCUUGUCCGAGAUGGCAAGCCGAGCCAGGCAACGGUGCAGCUCGUGUACGCGAUUGCGCGGCAGGCGCACGAGAUGCACAUGCGGUGGGAGAAAGGCCUGCUGACCCUGCCGACGCGCAACAAGGUCCGCUUUGUUGGCAAGACGGUGCGCUACGGUGUGAAGCAGGUUCCGUACCUUGUUGCGGGCGUCCUCUUCUUCACUGCCUGCACGGCGUGGCUCAUGAGUCAGCUGCUCGACACGGUGUGCCCCAAGUGCCAUCACCUCAUGAGUCGCGUCCGCGACGACGCCACGCUGCAGAAGCUGAUGACGCGUGGCCAAUACCUGGAGCUGAUCAACGGAUGUGCGUACUACCGCGUAUGGAAGUGCCCCCACUGCGCUGAUGGUCACAGUGUCGUGCUGUGCUCGCGCGACAUGCACCAGAACACGAAGUGCCUGCAGUGCAUGGACUGCCAGUACUACACGUGCAGCUUGGAAAAGGAGAUCAUGAAGCUGCCGUCGAAGCGCGAGGAUGGGUUAAAGAAGUUAACGUACAGCUGCGCUAAUUGCCACGUUGGACGCGAGGUGCUGCUACCGCUGUACAGGCCACUCGCCAUAGACACCGAGAAGCAGUGGUACGACUUUCUUGUCGAGGGCAGCCAGACACAUCAGAAGACGAACGGCAAACUCCAUCUAUAG